This is a messenger RNA of Electrophorus electricus (electric eel), 2164 nucleotides long. It is a transcript of the gene faah2a, whose product is annotated as fatty acid amide hydrolase 2a. The record is from RefSeq and is a predicted model, not a curated record. Gene Ontology annotation, cellular component: endomembrane system. NCBI's taxonomy places the organism in Eukaryota, Metazoa, Chordata, Actinopteri, Gymnotiformes, Gymnotidae.
UGGGGGCAGUAAAGUGUCUUUCCCCAAAGCCACACCGGUCGUGGCGUUGCUGUAAUCUGUUCGCAAUGGCCCCAAGACGGAUGGAGAGGUUCUUGGGUCGUAUGCUGCGAGUUGUUGUUAAAGUGUUAUUUGCUGCUUUUAAGUUACUUGCACCUCAGCAGCGGAGUGACGAUAACCGCAGGCUCCCACCUAUCGCCAACACUCUGCUCACCGUUCCUGCUAUUCAACUUGCCCAAAAGAUUCGUCGAAAAGAAGUAACAAGUGUUGAGGUGGUUCAAGCUUACAUUGAUCGUAUCCAAGAAGUCAAUCCACUGAUCAAUGCUGUAGUUAAGGACAGGUUUGCUGCAGCUCUGCAGGAGGCUACGCUGGUGGACAAGCUGGUAGUUGAGGAGACAGGAGGAGAGGAUGUUCUAGAGGACAGGCUCCCUCUGCUGGGGGUGCCCUUCACUGUGAAAGAGUCCUUUGCCUUGCAGGGCAUGCCGAACUCCACAGGGUUGCCGAGCAGGAGGUCAGUGGUGUCAGGGAUCGACGCCCCCUCUGUGGCCCUGCUGAAGAGGGCGGGUGCGAUUCCGCUGGGUGUGACCAACUGCAGUGAACUGUGCAUGUGGCUGGAGUCACACAACCACGUGUAUGGCAUCACCAGGAACCCCUACCAGCUCGGGAGGGGAGCAGGAGGGAGCUCAGGGGGAGAGGGAAGUGUAAUAGCUAGUGGGGCUUCUGUGAUUGGAGUGGGCUCAGAUAUUGGCGGUAGCAUUCGUAUGCCUUGUUUUUUUAAUGGAAUCUUUGGGCAUAAGCCAACAUCAGGUAUAGUGUGUAAUGACGGCCAGUACCCUCCACCGUCCGGGCAGCAGCCUGGCUUCCUCUGUACUGGCCCCAUGUGUCGCUAUGCCCAGGACCUGGUACCCAUGCUGAAGAUCAUGGCUGGACCGGAUGCAGAAAAAUUAUGUCUCUCUGCGGAUGUCGACCUAAGCAAGCUCAGGUUCUUCUCUGUCCCUCACGACGGAGGCUCACCUCUCUCGUCCCCGGUAGACCCACAGCUAAUUCAGGCACAGAGGAAGGUGGUUGAACGUCUGGAGGCAGACCUCGGGGUCAAAGUUAAAGAGAUGCGCAUUCCUCAGCUGAAAUACUCGUUCCAGAUCUGGGGGGCUAUGAUGUCAUCACCUGACAAAGACGGAAAGAUUCCUACCAGCUUUGCUGAGCUUAUGAAUGGAGGUGGGAAGAAGGUGUGGCCUGUUUGGGAGCUGUUCAAAUGGGCACUAGGACUGUCACCCCACACCAUUGCUGCUAUAGGCCUGACCCUGGUGGAGAUGUUUCAGAGCUCACACCCAUCUCAGUUCAUCCUGCAGCAGAAGGAGAGCCUACAGAGGGAGCUGGAGGAGCUCCUGGGUUUGGAUGGAGUUCUGCUCUACCCUUCUCACCCCCAACUGGCCCCCAAACACCACUACCCUCUGUUCACUCCCUUCAACUUCUCCUACACUGGGAUUUUUAAUAUUCUGGGGCUGCCAGUGACCCAGUGUCCGUUAGGGCUCAGUGAGGAGGGCUUGCCCCUGGGUGUGCAGCUAGUAGCAGGGAAGUUGCAGGACCGUCUCACCCUGGCCACUGCCCUGUACCUGGAGCAGGCCUUCGGAGGCUGGAGGGAGCCCGGCCACACAGCACAAGAGCCGACGAGCACCCUGAACGCCCCACGUUUCCAUAGUGAUACCACGUAAGCCCCCCACCCCCCCAGAAAACAUAAGAUAGAUAUAUAUAUAAUACUACAACCACUAACAAUCGCUUGUUACCACAGCACAAUUUUUGUUUAUCUUUUACAAGUUGAGAGUCGUGUCCUCAUUAAGAAUGUGUUGAGAGUGUCCAUCAGUGUAAUGUAAACGGUCUUUAUCUAACAAGUGGUGAACAGGCUCUAGCUGGCUAGUUUGGUGUAAAUGAGGGAUUGGGUGUAGUGUGAGUGUGUGGGGUGUCCCUCUCUGCGUUUCCCGCGCAUGUUGUGAUGCCACACCACUGCCAUGUGGCUGUCCGCGCUGGAAGAGUCGCUGUUGGGUCGCUAAUCACCUCACAGGAUGGACGCAUCUGCCUACCAGAGAGGAUGCUGCCAUUACAUGAUGAAGGUGUAACCCACCAUGGACUGGCUGAGAAUGCACUGAAUAAAGUUGUUGUUUUAAAGUUG